This is a messenger RNA of Cololabis saira (Pacific saury), 1782 nucleotides long. RefSeq names its product GPN-loop GTPase 2 (gene gpn2). Gene Ontology annotation, molecular function: GTPase activity. NCBI's taxonomy places the organism in Eukaryota, Metazoa, Chordata, Actinopteri, Beloniformes, Belonidae. The transcript is spliced from 5 exons. Gene Ontology annotation, cellular component: cytoplasm. The coding region runs from base 426 to 1367 and encodes 313 amino acids. The record is from RefSeq and is a predicted model, not a curated record.
UCCAUUAGCAUUAAAGUAAGCGGCCGUUGUACGCAUGUUAACUUUUAAGCGCCCUCCUCAUUAAUUCUUAUAUAAAAGAGUAUUUUUUUCUAUUUUCCACAAAAGGAAACGGAACCACAAUAGCAGUAUUUCUGUAUAGUUGUGUUUUGACACGCAGAUGUUCAUAUCACCUCACAUAUGAAGUCUGAACUGAUGUAUUAUUUCCUCCCUGUAUUUGAAUGUGAGGAAACUAAACUCCAGCAUCUUCCCUACUAAGGUGAGAGCAUGGAUGUAUUAUAGAAAAAUAGGGUGAGAGGCGGGGAACCAGAGGCGGGGAACCAGCAGGUACCUGCACCGCUGGAUGCUGACACGGUGCGUGUCGCCACAUGUGGUCCCUGAGAGAAUCCUGCUCAUGUUGAAACUCUGCACACCCUCAUUUUGAAAGCAUGUCCAGUCAAACGGGGGUGAAACCCUCCGUGCGCUUCGGCCAGGUGGUGAUCGGACCCCCGGGCUCAGGUAAGACCACCUACUGCCAGGGAGUGCAGGAGUUCCUGAGCCAGCUGGGACGGAAGGUGGUGGUGGUGAACAUGGACCCGGCCAACGAGGGGAUCCCUUAUUCCUGUGCGGUGGACGUGUCCGAGCUGGUCACCCUGGACGAUGUGAUGGACGAACUGAAGCUGGGGCCCAACGGGGGGCUGCUCUACUGCAUGGAGUACCUGGAGGCCAACCUGGACUGGCUGCAGAGCAAGCUGGAUCAGCACAGUGACUGCUACUUCUUGUUUGAUUGUCCUGGACAGGUGGAGCUUUACACCCACCAGAGUUCAGUGAAGAACAUAUUCUCACAGUUGGCCAAGUGGAAUUUCAGGCUUGCAGCAGUGCACCUUGUGGACUCUCAUUACUGUGCUGACCCAGCCAAGUUCAUCUCUGUGCUCUGCACUUCUCUCUCCACCAUGCUGCACGUGGAGCUCCCCCAUGUAAACAUCCUCUCCAAGAUGGACCUCAUCGAGCAAUAUGGCAAACUAGCCUUCAACCUCGACUUCUACACCGAGGUCAUGGACCUGACCUAUCUUCUUGAUCACUUGGCUGCAGAUCCCUUCUUUAAAAAAUUUCACCUUCUAAAUGAAAAGUUGGCAGAAGUGAUACAAGAUUACAGCCUGGUCUCCUUUGUGCCUCUCAAUGUACAGGACAAAGAGAGCAUGAUUCAGGUCUUACGAGCUGUGGACAAGGCCAAUGGCUACUGCUUUGGAGACCUGGAGGAGAGGAAUCUGCAGGCCAUGAUGUCAGCUGCUGUGGGGGCCGACUUCCAGUUCAACUCUACUCUUGGGGUUCAAGAGAGGUAUGUUGAAACUGGUGGGAAGACUGUGGAAGAGGAAAUGAUGGCGCUGUAAAAGAAAAAGUGCAAAUAAAAGGACAAAUUUGGAUGCCUCUUUAGCACCAGUUAACCAGCGAAGUUUUGGCAACGUCUAUCUCACUUGGCCUGAUUUCACUGCCUCAAAACAAAGGCCCUGGAAAGACUAGAAUUGGAUUUGGGUGCUGUACAGUAGAUGCUUUCACCACACCUCGUGAAAAACACAAUGAGAAAGACUGACCUGAGAAAAUGCUGAGCUCUUCUUCAGGUAACAAUAAGUGUGGUUGAUUAACCUUCAUCUUUAUUAGAUGUAAAAAGGUUUGGUUUUCAUGUUUGUUUUGCUACAAUGGAUAAUAUUGAACCCCAUAUUUUAUUCAGGGGUGCUGAUCUUUCAUGUUAUCGUCAAUGUAAUGAUCAUCCCAUAAUAAUAAAUAAUAAAGUGACACCAUGGAGUA